AUGCCAACUAUAGGAAUUAAACGUGACCUACUCUUCAAGCGUUUGGGAAAAACAUAUACUGAUGAUGAAUUCCAGAACCUCUGUUUUGAAUUCGGACUUGAGUUGGAUGAAGUUACCACAGAAAAGCAAAUGAUAACUAAAGAACAGGGAGAGGAUUCUAGUUUAACAUCCACAGCUUCAGAAGACAUCAUCUAUAGAAUUGAUAUACCAGCCAAUCGCUAUGAUCUAUUAUGUUUGGAAGGUUUAGUUCAAGGACUGAAUGUAUUCAUGGGAAAGGCCCCCGCUCCUAAUUUUCGUGCGAUAAAACCGAUUGAGGGCGCCACAGAGAGGCUGAUCAUAAAGGCGGAUACGACAAGAAUUCGCCCGUACGCAGUCGCAGCUAUCCUCCGCAACGUGUCCUUCGACAAGGCCAGAUAUGAGAGCUUCAUCGACUUGCAGGACAAGUUGCACAUGAACAUAGCCCGCAAAAGAUCGCUAGUCGCGAUUGGUACGCACGACUACGACACCGUUCGUGGGCCGUUCUGUUACGAUGCCAAACCUCCCAAAGAUAUAAGGUUCGUUCCGUUGAAUCAGGAGAAGGAGUAUAACGCCGAGGAAUUGAUGGACUUGUAUUCGACUCACGUGCAAUUAAAACAAUAUUUGCCGAUAAUCAGAGAUAGCCCUGUUUAUCCUGUUAUUACUGAUAGUAACGGAGUAGUUUUGUCCCUUCCACCAGUGAUCAAUGGGAACCAUAGUAAAAUAACUCUCGACACCAAGAAUGUGUUCAUUGAAUGCACUGCAACAGAUUUGGCUAAGGCCAAAAUCGUUAUUGACACCUUGGUAUGUUUGUUCAGUGAAUAUGGCACAGAGAAGUAUACUGCUGAAUAUGUCGAAGUCUUAUACCCAGACGGAACGACUACAUUAUGUCCCGAAGUGGAAUAUAGGACAGAAAUUGUGUCAGUAAAGAAAAUCAACAAAAAAAUUGGAAUCAGUGAAUCCCCGGAAAAUAUCGUCAAGCUCCUAUCGAAAAUGUGUCUCAAGUCAGAGCUGACUAACAAUCCCGAUAACAUCAAGGUCACUAUACCGCCUACUAGACACGAUGUCAUACAUGCUUGCGAUAUUUACGAAGAUGUGGCAAUCGCGUAUGGAUACAAUAACAUAAAGAGAACGUUACCGAAAACUAUGACGAUCGGUCAACAGUUUUCCAUUAAUAAAUUGACCGAUUUGCUGAGGUAUCCCAUUGCGGAGGCUGGAUUCACAGAAGCUUUAACUUUUACUUUGUGUUCCAGGGACGAUGUAUCGACGAAAUUGGGCUUGGAGUCCAUCGAUAAGGUACCGGCAGUGCAUAUCUCCAAUCCGAAAACUUUGGAAUUUCAAGUUUGCCGUACCACCCUGUUGCCCGGUAUCUUGAAAACGAUCGCUGCCAACAAGAAAAUGCCUCUACCCUUGAAAAUAUUCGAAAUUGCCGACGUAGUUAUCAAAGAUCCAGAAGCUGAGGUCGGAGCUAGAAAUGAACGUAGGAUUUGUGCAGUUAACUGCAACAAAACAGCAGGUUUCGAAGUUGUUCACGGUCUUUUAGACAAAAUCAUGUUGCUUCUCGAGGUUCCGUGGUCUCGAAAGAAAGACUCUGUCGGUUACUUUUUGAGAGCCACAAAUGAUCCCUCCUAUUUCCCAGGAAGAUGUGCGGACAUAAUAUGUAAUGGGACACCUAUUGGUAAAAUAGGUGUUCUACAUCCGAAUGUUUCUACCAAAUUCGAGCUAACCAAUCCUUGUUCUGCUUUAGAAAUCAAUAUACAAUCUUUCGUUUGA
This is a messenger RNA of Phaedon cochleariae (mustard beetle), 1788 nucleotides long. The record is from the annotation of a GenBank genome assembly. Lineage: Eukaryota; Metazoa; Arthropoda; Insecta; Coleoptera; Chrysomelidae.